AUGGUCUCCCCGCUGCUCUCCCCGGUUGUUAACAAUACCGAACCCAGCCACAAUGGCCCUCUCUCAAAGGAUCCUCGUAAAUCGAAACCAGAUCCAAUAAAAUUUGAUCCAAUUUCUGCACUUAAGGAAUUCGCAUCCAUCACUGCAUCCAUCACUACAACCUCUGGUGAGCGUGAUAGAUUGAAAAAGAGAUCACAAGCUGAGGCAACUGCCCUCCGCAGAGCGACCGAUCGAAACUUCAAAUACCCAUCGAUUGCAAAACGACUCAAAACUGGGAAAGAGCAACUAGAUAGUGAGCUUGCUAGAGUUGAUGAAAAACUUCGAAGUUAUGAGAAAAUGCAAGAUCAUCUGAUUAAACUCUUGGCCUCAAAUUUCAACUCUGCUCAACAGUGGGCCGAGAGUCAGCUUAAGCCUGAAGAUGUAAAACGGGAUUUGAGUCAGGCAACGGCCGAUAUCGAGCAACGAAUCAAUUCCACAAAUAUAGAACUAAAUAACGUGAAAGAUGAAUUGAUCGCGAAGCAUAGCGAUCAGCAGAGCUCCCUUGGAUCUAUAAUUACAGAUAAAGUCAAGUCUAUGGGACUAGAGAUACUUGAGAAACAGCAACAACAUAUGGAUUCAUAUAUCUGUACGAUUGCAGAUGAACGCAAGCGGACAGAACUUUCGAUAAAAGCUCGUGAGGAAGAUCUUUCUAACCGGCUUGAAAUUGUGGGUCGCAAAAUCUCUGAACAACAGCGCUUGUGUAGUGUUUUGGGUGAAAAGUGGGAUUCUCUGCCAGUUACAAAUAAUGGCACCACAAUCGGCGCCGUUGCGGAAAUAAUGGGUCAAGUCCAGAAUCUUCGACAUGUUCAAGAGGCAAAAGACGAGGCCAUCGCGGAUGAACUUGACAAAUUUGAAUACAGAGUGGCUUCUAUGGAAAACGAGUUAGCGAAAUUAAAACAGAUGGUGGGAAACAGCACUCAGCCGUCUAGUGUUGCUGUUCCUGCUGUAAAAGCUGAAAUUGAGGAAAUACAGCAGACUUUACAUGGGGUAAAUCAGUUCCUGGAGAAUCAGUCACAAAUACAGCAGGCACACCAAACCGCUCUCCAUUCCCUUGAAACGCGAUAUAAUCAUCUUUCCACGGAACCAAUUGUUCAGCAUAUGGUGGCGGCAAUGCAGGAAAUGUAUCCUCAUGCCAGUUCCGUGCAGCAAGAAAUCGUCGGCAUAAAGGAAACGACAAACAAACUGAUCACCACAAUCAAUUCCAUACGUGGCGAAAUCCGCACUGCCGAGAAUUCACGAACGGCUUUAGUAACCGAUAUGACCGCAGAAAGAGAUCGAAUGACGCAUGAGAUUGGCUAUCUCCGGUCGAGAACAGAUGCCCUUUCUCAUGAAAACCUUCUGUCAAAGGUAGACGAUGUUGAAAAACUUUUGAGAUCGAGAUUGGAUGAUGUUGAGAAUGUUGUGGCGGACAAACUCGCAGCUGUCUUGACACGCCAUGAGCAACUGCCAACAUCCCAGAACUCAUGA
Molecule: messenger RNA, 1506 nt
Organism: Paracoccidioides brasiliensis Pb18
Exons: 1
Coding region: 1-1506 (501 amino acids)
Source: RefSeq, a predicted model, not a curated record